CGGAUGCUCGCGAGGAUGGGACAAGAAGCUUCUUCAGGGGAUCGAGUUGAUGGGGUCAGCCGCUUCAGUUCCAUCCCCGAGGUCCGUACGAGCAGUCAAGCCACUCCAUUAGAGACCGAGUGAUCAACCGCGAUUUUGUUUUUUCAUCCUCGUCUCCGAUUCGUCAAGUCCGUGUUCUUUUCAGUGCACUGCAGGAAUCGAGUCGAGUAAAAACGGUUUGGCUGAAGAAAACCUUCGAUAACAUCCACUGUAAACGAUCAAGUUGCAGCCGAUCGAUCGACUGCUAUGGCGGAUCAGCGAAUUUUCACUACUUUGCUCGUGGCAAUAUUGUGGGGAUGCGUAUUGGGCCUGCAGAGACCCGCGCCUAGAUAUUCGCAACAAUUAAUGCCGGACACGUCGUUCACAUGUCAUCACAAAAUCAUUGGAAGUUACUACGCGGACCCAGAAACUGACUGCCAGCUAUUUCACGUGUGCGUUUCGGUAGCCGGAACCGUCCAGGACUACCGGUUUUUGUGUCCCAACGACACCGCGUUCGACCAGGAGAGCCAAACUUGUGCGGAUUGGUACGACGUAGACUGCGAAGCAGCGACGCUUUACUACGCGAGCGACAACUUCGAUCUGUACAGACUGGGAUCGGGUCUUGAGUCGCGGCGUUACGACGGAACGCAAAACGAUCUAGAGCCGCUGGAUCAUCUGCAGCGCAGCGAGUCUAGCGACCCGGUUAGAUCAUCGGUUAAUAAUUUGAACAGGGUUGCCCCUAGCACGAACACGAACAACAACAACAACCGCGACAUCUUGAGGGGAAGCAGCAGCAGCAAUUUCUUUAACAACCGACACAACAGCAAGGAGGACGAUUACGAUAACGAGAAGAUUUACCGCGAACCAGAACAGAGCCAGGCGGAACCGAAGAGGAAAUCGGGAGUGAGAAAAGUCGCGAGGAAGCAACAGUUCAACAGCAACAACAACGUUAUCACACCGACAACCGCCACUCCAUCCACAGCCUUCGACAAUCAGAACAGAAACAACAACCAGAACAGCGGUAGUAGCUACAACCAGAGAAACAACAACCAGAACAACGGUAACUACAACCAGCAGAGAAACUACAACUACAACAACUUCAACCAGAGACAAACACAGACCAACAAUUAUCCCACCUCUUCGUCAGCCCGGCCUUACGUCGAGCAGACCAACAAUUAUCCCACCUCAUCGUCAGCCCGUCCUUACGUUGAACAGACCAACAAUUACCCCCGGAAUAACCAGAACAGAAACUACAACACACCGUCUUCGACCUUCAGACCUGCGACGACCAACGCGUUCCAAGGCAGCAAUUACAAUAACAACAACAACAACAACAACAACAACAACAACAACAACAACAACAACAACAACGAGCAAACUGCGGGGGGCUUCGGUAACUUCGACAGCUCGAAAUUCGGAGCGAGCAAUCAACAGACCACGAACUACGGAAGCACAAUCUUCGACCGAACUCCUGCGGUCACGACGACUGUGAGGUCGACGGACUUCACGGCGAACGUUGCCACCAAGAUUAAGAAGCCCACCGACCAGAGCAGCCCGACUUUUACCAAUCAGUUCAACCAAUUCUCAACACAACCGACGACCCUAAGACCCAGCACGAGCUUCCAGACGACCGACUACACCGGUUACUAUCAGAAAAACUACAACACCAUUCAGAGAACAGCGAACACCGGCGGUACCACGUUCCAGACUUCGACUUUCGCGUCAACCUCCUACGACGACUACUCGGUCACCCCGAGAACCAGCGAGCCCCAGACUGCGAACAAAGUUCAGACCACCAGACAGCAAGAUUUUACUCAAACCACUCAGAGAUUCGCAAACAGCUUUGCGGGUAGCAGCUACAUCCCGACGACCUACAGUCCGGUUACCAAGAAACAAGCGACCAUCGGCAAUGCCAACACCCAAGGCCAGGUGAUCAAUCGAGGGAACGAUCAGUACACCGGGCAGUACGAGAGCGCCAGAACAACGAACAGCGGCCAGUACCGCGAAAGGAACACUCAGCAGACCGAGCAGACCUACGACACCUCGAGGUCCAACGAUAACAGCGGACAGUACAAUCGCGAGGUGGCUACGAAAGCCCCGAAGAAGGUGGCUACGCAGUACAACAACUAUGAAUCUAAGACGAAUUUCGACGGAAGCACCAAGAGCUUCGACAACUUCGACCAAGGCGGAAGAACGGCUUCCGUCAACGGAUUCAGUCCCGCUAGUGUUAACAAGCUCGCGGAGAGUCCCGUCACCGUGAGAGCGACGACUCCCGUUCCGAGGACUGUCUACAAUAACCCAACAACUCAGAGGCCGUCGUCGGCUGCAGCGACCAAUUACGCGUCGCAAACGACGCCGAAUUCAAGAACUGGAAAUUUCGUCAGUGCGACACCGAGGCCGUUCACAUCCACGACAAGGACUGUCGAUCGGCGUCAAGAAUCUACCACGGCAAAAUCGAAGUCGGAAAAGAAGAACGACUACGAUUACGCUUACUACGACAAUGCUGGAGCUUUGGAAUACGACGGUAUUGAUCUGGAACAAGUUGGCGGCUCAAGAGAUACCGCGAAAGUAACAAGAAAUUGAAAUUCAUUAUACGGGUUAUAUUAUACUUGCGGGAAAAAUAGUUAGACGCAGAUUUUUCAAUCCAUGAUAUACAGUCUUAUUCGAUCUAUUCGUACGUAUGGAGAUUCAUACGCAUGCAUUUGAGAUUGCCAAUUGCCAAACUGCGCGAUUUUUAUGAUAAAUAUUUUUUGUCCAGAUGUCAUAUCUGUCGAUUAAUAGAAUACAAUACGCAAACAAUGAUCUGCUGUACUUACAAUUAAGAUAUUUUUGUUAUGUAUGUACGUCUACUACGCUACGUACGAUAAAUAUGUUAUAUGUAUUAUGUCGAUCCACCUAAAAUUAAUUUGAAUUUCAAGAAUAUUAUUAAAUAUGGUUUUUUUAUCGGUAUUUUUAGCUUAGUAUACGCCUGCGCCGAUUGAACUGUGUCCCGACAAACAUACAAUAACAAAUUUUUCACACACAUUCUUUUGUAAAUAGGUCGCUACUACGGCUACCGAGUGUACAUAUUUUAUGUAUUUUAAUAAAAAAGAAAAACAAAAAAAAAA
Neodiprion virginianus is the source of this 3125-nucleotide messenger RNA. RefSeq names its product homeobox protein 2-like. Gene Ontology annotation, cellular component: extracellular region. The transcript has 4 exons. The record is from RefSeq and is a predicted model, not a curated record. Lineage: Eukaryota; Metazoa; Arthropoda; Insecta; Hymenoptera; Diprionidae. Gene Ontology annotation, molecular function: chitin binding. The coding region runs from base 286 to 2601 and encodes 771 amino acids.